AUGAUGUUCACUCAGACUCUUGGCUUUGCCGCCCUCUUCUCCGCCAUCGCCUCGGCUCUUCCCCAGGACAUGGUCCGCCGCCAGAUGGUUCGCCGAGACGGCGGCGGUGUCACGAUCACCAACAACCUCGCACAGGAUGUCUACGCCUGGUCUGUUGCCGGCGACGUUGGCCCCAUGCAGACCAUCACUAGCGGUGGUGGCGUCUACUCCGAGGCAUGGCGCACCAACCCCAACGGCGGUGGCAUCUCCAUCAAACUGGCCCUUGACCCCCAGCAGAACGAUGUCCUCCAGUUCGAGUACACCGAGGCCGGUGACACCAUCUUCUGGGACAUGUCUUGCAUUGACAUGCAGGCUGGCAACAACAAGUUCACCGAGUUCGGCUUCUCCGUCGUGCCUUCUGGCGAGAGCUCCACUUGCCCCAAGGCCAUCUGCAGUGCUGGUGAUACCGCUUGCUCCGCCGCUUACCUCACGCCCACUGAUGACCAUGCUACCCACGGCUGCCCAAUCAACACUGCUCUUGAUUUGACUCUUGGCCAGUCCUAG
This is a messenger RNA of Penicillium samsonianum, 543 nucleotides long. RefSeq names its product putative extracellular thaumatin domain protein. The record is from RefSeq and is a predicted model, not a curated record. The transcript has a single exon. The coding region runs from base 1 to 543 and encodes 180 amino acids. NCBI's taxonomy places the organism in Eukaryota, Fungi, Ascomycota, Eurotiomycetes, Eurotiales, Aspergillaceae.